This is a messenger RNA of Physella acuta, 4155 nucleotides long. RefSeq lists its product as uncharacterized. NCBI's taxonomy places the organism in Eukaryota, Metazoa, Mollusca, Gastropoda, Physidae. The record is from RefSeq and is a predicted model, not a curated record.
AUGCGUUGCAUCGCAUUGGACAAAAACGAUAUCUUCGACCCAGAGGAUCGAGUAUUGUACAUCACGCUUGGGUUUUAUUUGGUGUGCACUUUAACGGGAUCGAUUCUGGUAAUCGCCGGUUUGCCUUCGCUUCCCAAAAGUGAAUGGAUCAAGAAGACGACCAGUGUCCGUUCUACCGUCACUUCCUGUUUCACGGUGCUGGUGACCACAGACAUGAUCCUGCUCAUCCCCUUCAUCCUCUUCACCUCAGUGGAGAACGCUUUUUUGAUCGGAACCUACACUAAGUCGUACGUGACAUGCGCCAUUGGGAUCCACAUGGUUGGUUUCGUCAUGACGGCCUACGGCGCGACAACUCCCAUCUUCGCCUUCCUCUUCGGACGCCUGGCCAAGCUGACGGGCCGCUUCCUGCUGCUCACGCUCUCGCUAGCCGUGCACAUCAUCCUCCUGGCCAUCCUGUACCUCUGGGCACCGGACGAGACGGACAUGGCCGCGCUCUUUGUGGUACCAGUGGUGUGGGGCGUGGCAGAGAGCGUGCUGUUGGCGCAAGCAAACUCCCUGAUCACCAUGCAGUACCUGUCGCAGAAGGAACCAGCGUUCGCCAACUUCCACGCCUGGCGUAGCCUGGGCUACUUCCUGACCUACAUGAACUCGACCUACUUCUGUGUGUCCACCAAGCUCAUCAUCUGUAUGACAUGCGCAGUCCUGGGUCUGCUGCUCUAUGUGGUCGUGGAGAUGAAAACCCGGAUGAAGGAAAAAGUCGUGUUUGUUGAGCGGGACUCCGUUGCAUCCUUCUACCCUCCAACGGCUCAAGACUUCAACUACAGCUCGUCAUCUGAUGAACAGCCGGCCUCUCCCAUUUCGCCCCUCAUGUCCGCCCUUGACCGACUGUCUUACAAUCAUGUUGAGUUGGCCGACAUCAUCAAGGAAGCGCAGAAAGGUUGGCGACGGAAAAACUCCGGCUACACUCUAGAAAUCAACAAACUCAUGGCCGGCCCGCAGCUCCAAGCCAGCAAGGCCACAAAGCUGUACCGCACACAUUGCAUGACCGAUUCCAGCAGCGCUGACGAGGGUUCUUCCCCUUACCCAUCAUCAUCGGAAGAGCACCUCAAAAAUUUCGGGGCUCACGGAAGUUCACGAAGUCUUGAGAGGCCACGUGAUUUAACCAGACCAAUAGAAGACGUCCCUGACGUCAUUUCAAACAUCAUUGAAUCUUCCGGUUGCGAGGAUGGGAGCGAUGAUGACAUGGUGAUGCCGAAACAGGAGGAUUACGUAUCUUGUGAGGAGAUCUACCGCCGCCUGAGUGUGUGUCAAGUUCCAGAAGGCACAUCAGUGUCCAGUUCCUUCAAUUCUUCUUUUGGUCGAAGAAGCUUUGCCCGACGUUUGAGCGACACCAUUCAUCAUAUAAACAUCGACACUGGACCGCGAAGAUUAGAUUUCGAAAUUAUAAUAGAACCACCUAGCCGUUUCCCCAAUCAGCGACGAGACAGCUACAUUCACAGAAUUCGUGAAGUCGACAUCAAAUCGCUAAAACCCAACAGACGACAGCACAGCAGAAGAUUUAGCGAAACCUGCGUGCUCGGAAACCCAGUCCGUCCACCGCACAUGCGCAGGAUUUCGUUAGAUCACAGCUCAGUCAGGGGCAAUCACCACCAUAUAGGUCGCGGGAGGUUUUCUUCGUUGAGAAACAAAAUAUUCAGGAGCGCUUCUUCUUCAGAGGAUGAGGCUGAUCACUCCUCCACUACAAGUUCAACAAGACAGGCUUAUAUGAAACAACAUGCGUUUGGCGAAACUGUUGUGAGAGAGAAUUCUUUAAAAGUAAAAACUCCAAGAACACGUCGUAUUUCUGUAGACUAUGGUACUGCAAGAGAGGAUUACCAUAGCAACAGAACGAAGCAUUCUUCUUUAAAACACAAUAUGAAUGGGAGUUUUUCAUCUUCUGAUGAUUGUAAGAUAACUGACCAGUUUCCUUCUACACCAGCUAAUAAACAAUACUCCCCGCCUAACAUGACAAGGCAGUCUUUCAGCGAAACAUCUUUACGAGGGGAUUCUGUGAGAAACCCAUCGCGUAGGAUAUCUUUAGAUAUUGGUGCCAUUAGGGGCAACCAUCCGGCUUCAGGGCGUAGGAAGUUCUCUUCCUUGAGAAACAAACUGGCCAGCAGCGUUUCUGUGUCAGAAGAGGGGGCCAUUGGGGGUGAAUCUUUUCCCACAACUAUCGAAAAAGAAUCGCCUUUGGAAAAUACCAAAACUCCAUCCAACGAUUCUUUAAAAAUAGAAAUCGAAUACGUUUCUCCUGAUCUCAGUGCUAUAAAAAGACAACAAGAACAACCAAAAGAGGAGAAAAGACGUUUCAAGCGCCCAUCUUUUAAAUUCUUCAAACGUUUCUCGAAAAAGAAGAGCGGUUCAGUCUCCUCGGACCAAAGUAUCAAGCGAAAAAGCACGGUUAAAAAAGAUAAACCUACCAACGAUUCUUCAGACGCAGAUAGCGAUGGGUUUUUCCCAGAAGAUGGUGAAGACAGCGAUUAUGUCCCAAAGCGAAAAACUGGAGAAAUAGAAGUUGAUAACAUUAGCAUAUAUUAAAUGAUUUAAACAACUUUGAUUUCAAGUAUUAAAUAUAUAUUUUUUAAAUAUAAUCGGGAUAUAUUGAUAUGAGGAGACUAAUCAUUAUUUAUUUGAUAUGGUUGACGAGUUAAUUGAUUAAAGUAUAUGUUAAAAGCCCCUUAUUGGCAAUGACUCUUAAUUUAAAAAGUAUCAAAACAUUUUUGAAAACUUCACAUCACUCAACAAAUUUGAGUGUUACAUUAAAAUGUUUUUUACCCGCAAUAUACCUUAGGUUGACGUGUUAAAAUAUAUUUUACAGAACUAAAAAAAUAUUCAUGAUGCACAUUAUCGUUUUAUGUAUGUUGUCAUAUUUCACAUAAGCUUACAUCUCAAACUAAUUAUAUUUAUAAAUGGUUGUUAGUCCGUUGAUUUUAUUUAAUUAACAAAACUACUUCGCUUCAAUUGUUAUAUUGUUUAUCAUACGGAUAUGUGUUAAAAUUGUAUUACUUUUCAGGUGUUCUUUUAUUACUGAUUUAUACUUUUUAAAUGCGACACUAAACUUAUUUGUAUAUUUGCUGACACAUCUAUAUAAUAAAAAUGAAAGCAUGUCUGUCGGUUUGUCUUCUACGCAUUGCUUACCAAUGAGCACUAUUGUUGCUAAAUUCGUUUCAUCUUCUUCUUCUUCGUUCUUAAUUUUGAGUGUUGGAGGGGAUCGGGCCUUAUCUGCCAGAGAGUUUGAACUCGAGACUUUUUCGAAUUUAUCUACCAUUAGCUUUAGCCGACUCGACCACGCCUCCAUCACAAUUAAGGUUAAGUGUCAACUGGUUUUGCGCAUUGAGGACGUUGACUCCGAGUUCAGCCUGCUUUUCUUUUUGGAUUUGCUUCCACAGCCUUUGUCCAACCAAGAACAAACUACAAGGCAGCAGUUGUUUAAUUUUGGAGUUGUCUCUCCUAGAAGAGUGGCUGUCCCCAGCUAACGAGCCUCAUCUGCCGGAGGGUUCGAACUUUAUUAAUUCGUUUCAAAGAGCGCCUUCAUCUGGGAUGCGGAGGGAUAUUAAAAUAAAUGACUAAAUCGAAUAGGUUCUCCGACAGUAGAAUACAGUUUGAAGCCCCUAGUUUCCCAGCGGCUACCGUUUAUUGGGCGUCAGGAACAUGGGGUUAGUGAUACUACUUGAUUCAACUGUCAAACUUCAACAGGGGCAAGUUCCUCUGAGAGAACUUUAGAGCCUACAGUAAUUUCAAAGAGCCCUUUACACUAGGGACACGUUUGGCUUCUACAACCAUUGACAAAACUAAACCUUGCUGCAGUGUAACCGGUGGCUUCCUAGAGCACCCCGCGGCGCCCCCUCACACCAGUGUUUUAAGAUUGAUCAAAGGGUACUCAGCUAAAUGAAAAAUUAUUAGAUUAGUUUGUCAUCCCAUGUUUUUUCCAUAAAAUUCAAUCCACGGGGACUGACCAAGACAAAAAUUUAACGAAACGUCUUUUUUCUAUUAAAAAAAUAAUAAUAGACAGACCACCCGACAGGCUUUGCAGCUAGUUGAUCUACAAAAAAAUAAAACCAAAAAUCAGUUAUGACUACAGGGGUCAUCUAUAAAUGACGUCACGCUUUUUUUGGC